This is a messenger RNA of Fusarium verticillioides 7600, 2845 nucleotides long. RefSeq lists its product as hypothetical. The record is from RefSeq and is a predicted model, not a curated record. The transcript has 2 exons. Gene Ontology annotation, biological process: phosphatidylinositol dephosphorylation. Gene Ontology annotation, molecular function: phosphatidylinositol-4-phosphate phosphatase activity. Lineage: Eukaryota; Fungi; Ascomycota; Sordariomycetes; Hypocreales; Nectriaceae. Gene Ontology annotation, cellular component: endoplasmic reticulum. Bases 654 to 2501 code for a protein of 615 amino acids.
AGCCACCAUGGUCCCCUUAAGUUCCAUUCUAUCCCGUCAUUACGAUUAACCAUGUGGCUGUGCUAUAGCUUCGCUGCGCUGGCCUCAUCAACUCGUCUGCCAAUUCAAGCUAACCAUCCAAUACCAGACAAACUCAGCCCGUCCCUCACGUCGUGUCCCUUUUUUCCCUUAUUUCACUAUCUCUUGCAGCCGUCAAGGGUGAACAAGUCGCCAGUUGGCCACUCUUAAUUCCCGGGCUUUACUAUAACCUUCAACUCUUUUUCUAUCUUGCUUUCCUAAUCUUAACAGCUUCAGCUAUGGCGCAGCUCAACACCCCCAAAUUGCCUUAUCGCGACAUUAAUGUCAAGAUCGCCAACGACUCUUAUACUUUCACUUCGCCUUCGUCUCCCGAUGCGCCUGCCCUGGUAAUCGAUCGUCCCACUGGCGAUGUCCGCCUGAGCGAAGGCAGCGCCGCAUCAGCCAAGAGAACCACUCGCGUCUCGAGUAUCGCUGGUAUUCUAGGAAUUAUUCAGCUUCGCCUUGGUUCGUCUCCGCCGCGCCAAAUCUUGGGCUGAUGUCAUCUGGUUUUGGAUUGUGCAUUUCACUGACCAUGUAAAGACAAGUAUGUCAUCUUCAUUACGAAAGCCCAGCCUGUUGGCCGUCUCAAAGGUCACAUGGUGUACAAGGUCGCUGCCACAGAGAUCCUGCCCAUGCGCGAGCGCUUGAUUCACGACCCCGACGAAGACAUCUUCAUUCAGCUUCUUAAGAACUUUUUGGCUUCAGGGCCUAUGUACUUUUCUUAUUCCAUCGAUCUUACCAACUCCUUCCAACGUCAGGCCCAGGCCGACACUUCCAAGCCCCUGUGGAUGCAGGCCGACGAUCGUUUCUUCUUCAACAAGUAUCUUCAGGGCGAUUUAAUCGACUUCCGCACCCGAGGCGCUCGAUCACAGCCUGGCUCACAGCCCGGCGUUGACCCAUAUAUCCUACCGUGCAUCUUCGGCAUGCUGGAGAUCAAGCCUACCACAUUCAAGGGCAACCCCUUGACUCUGGCUCUCAUUACCCGCCGAUCCCGCCACCGUGGUGGUACCAGGUACUUUACUCGAGGUGUAGAUGAUGAAGGACACGUCGCCAACUACAAUGAGACGGAACAAAUCAUCAUCCUCAACGACAGUAGCAGCGGGUUGGGUGGAUACGCAGGCAGUUCGGACAUGCAGAGCGGCAAGUUUGGCGCUGGCGCCGGUCAAGAGAUGCAGAUAUUCUCUUAUGUUCAAACACGUGGCAGCGUUCCUACGUUUUGGGCUGAAAUCAACAGCUUGCGAUAUGUUCCCAAGCUCCAAAUCCGCGGCGUUGAUGCAGCUCUUUCCGCGGCACAGAAACACUUCGACGAGCAAAUUCGCUUAUACGGUGACAACUAUCUCAUCAACUUGGUCAAUCAGAAGGGUCGCGAGCAGCGGGUCAAGCAAUCGUACGAGCAGAUGGUGGAGAAGCUCGUUUCUUCUCCUAAGGAGCGGCAAGAGGCAGACUUGCUCACUGAGGAGAAGUUCACCACAAUUCAACCGGAGGGCAAACGCCAAGGGUUUGACCGGCUGCACUAUGUCUACUUUGAUUACCACAGCGAGACAAAGGGCAUGAAGAUGCACAAGGCUUACGCUCUUAUUGAGAAGUUGGCCGAUGCAUUGGAGAAGCAGGGCUACUUCCGUGCUGUUGAUACCCCGUCCAGCGUUGACGGUAGCCUCGACGCCCGUAGCUACCAGACGAGUGUCAUGCGUACAAACUGCAUGGACUGUCUCGACCGAACGAACGUUGUCCAGAGCAUGUUCGCUCGCCAUAAGCUUGACCGCAUCUUUGAAGAUGUUGGCUUCAUGCCCCGCGGCUCUUCAUUCCGUGACGAGGAUCCUGCUUUUGAGGAUCUUUUCCGUAAUCUCUGGGCUGACAACGCUGAUGUUGUCUCCAACUCAUAUGCUGGCACUGGUGCCAUGAAGACGGAUGUCACACGUACUGGUAACCGGACCAAAGUCGGCGCCCUUCAGGAUGCCCGUAUUGGUAUCACACGUUAUUUCCGUAACAAUUUCCUCGAUGGACCGCGACAGGAUUCUUUCGAUCUUUUCCUUGGAGCUUACCGACCGGGCUCAACCAAUAUCGGCACUACUCUGGUCUUCACUGACCGUCGACCGGUCUUGAUCCAGGCUAUUCCUUAUAUCCUUGCCUUCAGUGUCUUUAUUGUAUUCAUUGGUCUCUUUACCCGCCGAGACCCAGAGGCAAGCGCCCUGCCUCUUCGUGUCUUCCUUUUCUUCUGGAUGGCUAUUGCUGCCUGGUCUUUCUACUUUGUCUGGAACCACGGCAUGCUCUACGUUAACUGGCCACGCCUCAACCCCAGGCCAUUUGCUGUUGAGGGCUAUAAUGAACACUUCGCCAAGGCACGUAAGGACUCUGUUAUUGGAACCUACGUGGCGAAACACGAGAGAGGACUCAGCACAGCCCGAUACCUCAAUGCCGAGGAGGGCAAGAAGAGGAUUGAAUAGAAUCAAAAGGGGGCUUGAACUUUGGUUAUAAUGUGGGUGCUUUGCUCUAGUGGCGCGGUGGCAUGACUUUGAAGGUUUUCUUUAUUCAAAGACUAUAGAAGCCUGCUUUUUUCGAUUCUUUGUACCGGCUGGGUGGUUUGGGAUAAUCAAGACGUUUGUCGUUAUGAUGUUGCUUGUCUAUAUGGCUUUGUCAAUGCAUAGAUAUUGUCUCCUUUAAUAUAGGUUUAGAUGAACCCUCAGAGUCAAAUGACUUAAGGCCUUCAGUCUACGGGCCGAACAAAGUAUUGUCUUAUAAAAGUUCCUAUCAGUUUACCAGAAGUUUCUCGAAUUCAUCUCAAGAUCAC